This is a messenger RNA of Thlaspi arvense, 726 nucleotides long. Lineage: Eukaryota; Viridiplantae; Streptophyta; Magnoliopsida; Brassicales; Brassicaceae. The record is from the annotation of a GenBank genome assembly.
GAGAAAGUAACGAACCCUCUAUUUGAGAGGAGGCCUAAGCAAUUUGGUAUUGGUGGAGCUUUGCCUCCCAAGAAGGAUCUUACUCGCUACAUCAAAUGGCCCAAGUCAAUCCGUCUUCAAAGGCAGAAGAGGAUCCUUAAGCAGAGGUUGAAGGUGCCACCGGCACUUAACCAAUUCACCAAGACGCUUGACAAGAAUCUUGCAAGCCAACUCUUUAAGAUCUUUAUGAAGUAUAGGCCAGAGGACAAAGCUGCCAAGAAAGAGCGCCUUGUCAAGAAGGCUCAAGCUGAAGCUGAGGGAAAGCCUUCUGAAUCUAAGAAGCCUAUUGUUGUGAAGUACGGCCUUAACCAUGUGACCUACCUCAUCGAGCAGAACAAGGCUCAACUUGUUGUCAUUGCUCAUGAUGUCGACCCAAUCGAGCUGGUCGUUUGGUUGCCUGCUCUGUGCAGGAAGAUGGAAGUCCCUUACUGCAUUGUCAAGGGCAAGUCUCGUCUUGGAGCGAUUGUUCACCAAAAGACUGCUGCUUGCUUGUGUUUGACCACUGUCAAGAACGAAGACAAGCUAGAGUUCAGCAAAAUCCUUGAGGCCAUCAAGGCGAACUUCAACGACAAGUACGACGAGUACAGGAAGAAAUGGGGAGGAGGCAUAAUGGGAUCCAAAUCCCAAGCGAAGACAAAGGCCAAGGAAAGGGUUCUUGCAAAGGAGGCUGCCCAGAGGAUGACCUAA